This is a messenger RNA of Cucumis sativus (cucumber), 2104 nucleotides long. RefSeq names its product IQ domain-containing protein IQM3. Gene Ontology annotation, molecular function: protein binding. The record is from RefSeq and is a predicted model, not a curated record. Bases 127 to 1896 code for a protein of 589 amino acids. The transcript is spliced from 9 exons. Lineage: Eukaryota; Viridiplantae; Streptophyta; Magnoliopsida; Cucurbitales; Cucurbitaceae.
UAAUACACAUCGACUUCCAUAAAUAAUCUUCAAAAUUUUAUUCUUUACUCACAUCCUCUUCUUCCUCCUCUCUGUCAGAAAAUUUUAGAGUCCUCUGAGUCCUGUUUUCACACACAAACUAAGUUGAUGGAGGUUCACUCUCAGCCCCUUUCCACAUCCUUGAACCACACUUCAUUUCCACACUCUCUCAACUCUUCUGCCAUUUACGAUCCUCCUUCUGAGAAUCAUCAAUCCUCUUCCUCCGGCAACUCUCCGGUCAUCGGUACUUCAGAAAGUGACGCCUUCGAAAUGCCUUUCUCAUCCGACGGCGACCCCUUACCGACCCAAAUGGUCAACAGAGAUGGUGGCGAUGACCUGGGGCUCGCGGCAUUGAAGCUGCAGAAAAUGUACAGGAGCUACCGGACCCGACGACUGUUGGAGGAUUCUGCUGAUCCUCCUUCUGAGAAUCAUCAAUCCUCUUCCUCCGGUGAGUCUCCGGUCAUUGCUACUUCAGAAAGUGACGCCUUCGAAAUGCCUUUCUCAUCCGACGGCGACCCCUUACCGACCCAAAUGAUCAACAGAGAUGGUGGCGAUGACGUCAACACAGCACUGCAGCUCUCGGCAGUGAAGCUGCAGAAAGUGUACAGGAGCUACCGGACCCGACGACUGUUGGCGGAUUCCGCCGUCGUAGCUGAAGAGCUCUGGUGGCUUGCGUUAGACUACGCUAGAUUGAAUCACAGUACGAUUUCUUUCUUCAAUUACUUGAAACCUGAAACGGCUGCUUCCCGCUGGAACCGAAUCACUAUGAAUGCUUCGAAGGUGGGAAAAGGGUUGUCAAAGGAUGCUAAAGCUCAGAAACUUGCUUUUCAGCAUUGGAUCGAAGCUAUUGAUCCUAGACAUAGAUACGGGCAUAGUUUGCAUCUUUACUAUGAAGAAUGGUGUAAAGCUAAAGCUGGUCAGCCAUUUUUCUACUGGCUUGAUGUUGGAGAAGGAAAAGAUGUUGACCUUAAAGAAUGCCCAAGAUCGAAACUCCGGCAGCAAACUAUCAAGUAUCUUGGACCUCAAGAGCGAGAACACUAUGAAUACGUCGUUGUCGAUGGGAAAAUUGUCCAUAAACAAAGUGGAACUUUCCUUGAUACAAAGCGAGGACCAAAAGGAACGAAGUGGAUAUUUGUAAUGAGCACUUUGAAGAGGCUUUAUGCUGGUGAGAAAAAGAAAGGAGCUUUCCACCACUCAAGUUUCUUGGCAGGAGGAGCCACAUUGGCUGCUGGGAGGCUAGAGGUAGAUGAUGGAGUUCUCAAGGCCAUCUCAGCAUAUAGUGGACAUUACAAGCCUACCGAUGACAAUCUCGACAUCUUCUUGAAGUUCCUUGAGGAAAACGGUGUGGUUCUUAAGGAUGUCGAGGUAAAUCGAGCAAAUGACGAUCUUGAAAGCUACGAUGACUUAAAGUCGGUCGGAGGAGGUCAAAUGAAGGCCGAUUUCAUGAACAAACUAGAAGCACUUGACAUCAAAACAAUUGAGGAAGUUGGGGGAGCUGAUAUUUCUUCAAAAUCAGCUCAGAUCUCCCAAGCCGGAGGCAAAACAGAAUACAAAAGGACAUUAUCUGGUGGCCUAAAGAGCCCAAAAGCUGACGUACCGGAGAAGGCGAUAUUGAAGAGAAUUAACUCAAAGAAGACAGUAAACUCUUAUCAGUUAGGCCAUCAACUUUUACUCAAAUGGACAACUGGAGCAGGUCCGAGAAUCGGUUGUGUUGCCGACUACCCAGUUGAGCUACGAGUACAGGCAUUGGAGCUUGUUAACCUAUCUCCAAGGACUCCUCCUACUCCGCCGGAUUGGAAGAGGAUGGUAGCUUUCCCAACCCCAACGACCCCAACAGCAAAGGAUAUCUUCAAUGCUGAUGAUAGUUUUAACUUUUGAAAAUUGUUGUAUCCUUGAAUCAUUCCACCUUGUGGUGCUAUGUAGCUAUAUAUAAACAAUCUACAAUCAAGAACGUAAUGCUUCAAUCUUCAUCAUGUUCUGUCAACUGAUCAAUGUUAGUGUAAACUUAUUGGAGCAUCAUCUUAGUAUGUAUAAUUACAGCUGCUUCUUCUUUUGAGCAAUAAAUUCUUGUUUAGGAUUUUUCUGA